Messenger RNA from Melanotaenia boesemani (Boeseman's rainbowfish), 2673 nucleotides. RefSeq lists its product as uncharacterized. NCBI's taxonomy places the organism in Eukaryota, Metazoa, Chordata, Actinopteri, Atheriniformes, Melanotaeniidae. The record is from RefSeq and is a predicted model, not a curated record. The transcript is spliced from 10 exons. The coding region runs from base 1047 to 1961 and encodes 304 amino acids.
GGACUCAAGCGCCAAAGUUCACAAUGGAUUUACAAGAAUGUUGCACUCUCCCCAUCUAGUGGCUUUGUGUAACAACGUCAGGUUGCAACACACUUACCCUGGAAGUUGCACCUUGCAAGUUCAAGUUUGACCACUUCCUCAUCACAAGUCCACCGUAUUUAACUGAAAAUAUUCGCUUAAUUGUUUUAUAUAUAUAGCAGUAAUUAUUAAUGAGCCUUUUCACUGAAGCAAAACACAAACCCACAAAACUACAUCCUCACCAUAUGCAUGGAAGACAUUUGUUCCAAAUAAAACUGCUCAUACUCUGCUGUACUAAAUAUAACUGACUAUAACAGCAUAGUGACAUAUCAGCCUUUUAAGGGAAGCAUUUAAUUAGAAGAUUAGCAGUAAAGUCAGAGAUGCUCAUAUCUUAUGAGUCUGACAGUGACAUGAAAUUUCUUGUUUUGAUGUUGAUCCAUCUUCAUAGUAUGGUUUAGGAUUUGUACACAGGGUAUAGGCAUUCAUGAAACUGCAUUAGGUGAUAUAAAUAUGUUAGAAAUAAUUGUUUCAGAAAAUGUUUGCUUAAACUCUAAACUGUGCUGUUUUGAGAUGUUGUGAGUUGUGAGUAGCUCAGAGAGAAGUGAAAACUGGCCUGAGGUUUAUUUUUUAAAUUACAGAGGCUUACAGAACCAAAGACAUUGCCUUUUAUCUUUGUCCUCCUGCAACCUGUCCCUGUCUCCUUUUUUUCUGUGCAGGGCAUACAAGAAAUUUAAUAGUUAAUAGUAAAACUGGUGUAAUCUGUUAUCCUAAUUAUCCCAACAAUGUCAUUAAGAGGUGUCAUUUGUGAAGCGGGUAAUAAAACUUGGAUUUGUGUCAAAGCCCCUCAGAACCACCCUCAGAAGCAACUUUCAUUAGACUCCUAUGACCAAAUAAAUGAGUAAUAAAACACAGCAAGAUGUGAUUAGCUUACACACAAGCAUGGUUUAAUUGUGGCCACUUUUCUGCCCAAACUUCCUUCUUUAUUUAGCUUAUUCACCACAGCAGUGCAACCGGAAACACACCCAACAAUGUUCACAUCUUUGCUAAGAGCUAAUACAAAGCAACAAAGCAUAACAAAGCAGUACAACCUCUUCCAGGUCCAUCUCACAAUGCAGCCGCUGAUCUUGACUGGUCUCAGUGUCAUAUUACUUCUGCCCUCAUAUUCCAUUGCUAAACCAUGGGAAGUACACGUUGAAAAAAAUAUUUCAACAAGAAGGGGAUCACCUGUAACCAUAGACUGCAAGUUUGAGUAUCCACCUGAGCAGAAAACCAACAAUGUUACAAUUUACUGGAAAACAGAAGGUUCCAGUAGCUGCAGUACGACGAGCAAUGACAACAAUGCAUUCAUAUUUCACCCAGAUGAGACUUGUGUGAUUUCACAAUACAAAGGAAAAACAAAGCUCAUUGGAGACAAAACCAAAGGAAACUGCUCCCUUCAGAUCCAGAAAUUAAUGGAUACUUCUCUGAAAAUAUACCUACGUGUAGUUGGAUUCAAUGACUGCUUCAGUUUCAGAGAGGACCCAAUAUACAUUUCUGAGAAUGGUGUUGAUCCAGUCACAGAUAAACCAGAUUUACAAGCCAUCAUGACCACAUUAGAACCCAUGUCAUCACCAACCACCAAUGGAACUUUCAGUCUGUAUCUGGUCAUCUUUAUUCCACUUGCUGCUCUUCUCAUCAUUGCUCUUACUGGAGUCACAGUGUAUGCAAAACAUAAGAGGUCACAGACUUUCACCCGGGAGGAAUCUGGAUAUUAUAUGAACUUUAGCAGAGCAUCAUCAAACCUACCCAAAAGUGAAACUUGUAAUACAUUAGAUGUGCAACAUCCUGAACCAAAAAUCAUUGAUGAACCUGUCUAUAUUAAUGCUCAGGAGUCGACAACUCCAACGAGCCAAAGCAUGGAUCACACAGACAAUGUUUACGCAAAUGUGGAUUAUUUAAAAUAGGAGAUAAACUGGCUCUAAAAUGUGUACUCAGACUUUUUUCUGAAAAUCCAUCUAUAUUCUGCCUUUUUUUUUUUUUUCCCUCCAAUCCGUGUGUCUUUAGACGGGCACAUAUGCCUUGUUUUGGUGUGAAGGAUAAAUGUCAAUAGAAAAAGCAAAGGUAACAUGGAUCCCAAAAAGACUUUACAGUAUUACAAAACAAAUUGCAACAGGCAUUCUUGUUGCAUACAUUUACAGAAGCCACUGAAGAAUAGAUGAAAGAAGUUAUUAUUUUCGCUUAGUCAUGCCAAAUAUCACUUCAGAUAGCUUUGCAAAGAAUAUAAGUACAUAUUAAGGAAUAAAAACUAAUGUCUGAUAGCACAUGUUUGAUUUGAUAAUCUGCCUGGUUUUUAUUAUGUUUAUCAAACUGAUACUGUAUAUAAACCUGCUUGCCUGGCUGUCUUAGUUCUAUGUUGCACCACUGUGAAACACAGGAAAUCUACAAGCAUUUAGCUAUUUUGUUUUGCAACUUUAAUGGUGUAAUAUCUCAUGACUAAAGUUCUGUUUCCUGUUUCAUAUCUAAUCUAAAAGACAGGAAAGAAAGGUGAUGCUCAUCUCAUCAGGUUGUGCAACUUCAUUUAACAAGUGAUGGUUUUAGUAAAUAUAUGUUUUCUUGCCUUUCUCUGGUUGAAAAUUAAUUCUUUUUUCUUUCAAAGUCAAGUGUCUUCCUGAAUAA